Messenger RNA from Solenopsis invicta (red fire ant), 2338 nucleotides. RefSeq lists its product as uncharacterized. The record is from RefSeq and is a predicted model, not a curated record. The transcript is spliced from 9 exons. NCBI's taxonomy places the organism in Eukaryota, Metazoa, Arthropoda, Insecta, Hymenoptera, Formicidae. Bases 586 to 1272 code for a protein of 228 amino acids.
UCUUUCCAUAAAAGCGAAAAAAUAAUUGGCUACCUCGCCACGCGUAACGCGUUGACGCGUGCUGUGUGCAUUGAGCAUUAGUAUACACUUCUUGAACUAGUGCAACUAGUGCAGGAACAGAAAACAAACCUCUUCUUAUACUCUUGGUUGCACUUGAUUGUGCGUAUUUUCUAUUAGGUAAGCUACGUAUUUCAAGAGUUAAAUUUAUAUGUAAUAUACUAAAUUUAAAUAUGUGAACAUAUAAAUGCUUCUGAUACGCUACGAAUCAAAAGAUUAGUUUCCAAUCAUGGAGCAAUACGUUAUUGUGGAAUUCAGUGAUGGAUUACAAAUGAUACCUUCUUGUUGGAUAACGGAAGAUAAGAAACAUGCAUAUUGGCCAACAUUCUCCAGCAAUGAAAAAUUUAGAAAAUCGGUACAAAAAUCUAUUUCAAAAAUGGAAAAUUGGCCACUGCAUGAGAUAAAAAAACUUUAGGCAACUGCAGGUAUGAAAAAGUUAAAGAAAGUAGAAUUUAUAUCGGAUGUUAAUUCAGAAAGCGAAGAUUAUGAAAUUUCCAGAAAGAGAGAAAGAAUAGAGCGAAGACUAUUAUGAGUAGUGAAGAAAGCUUCAACGAAGACGAAAAAUAUGUUUGUUUACCAUCUUAUCCAAAACUUCCACAAAGAAAAAAUCUUACUUAUUCUGAAAAUAAAACUAAAACAUAUAAAACAACAUAUAAAAGCAAAAACAUAUUAAAGCAGAUGGAUUGUGAAAAUAAUAACACUCAAGCAAUAAAUGUGUCAAGACAUUCAAAUAUUGAAAAAGUUAAUACGGUGCAUGAUGAAAACGAUAUAAAGGAAAAAGAUUAUGAAGGAAAAACAUUCUUUGAUCUAGAAAAUUUUGAAACUGUUAAUACUUCAUCGACUGAUAUUCAACGAUAUAUUGUACGAAAAUUAUUGGAUAUAGAUUUUAAAGUUGGAACAGUAUAUGAGCAACAGAAAGCUAUAAAAGCUAAAUUAGAUGAUAUGCAAAAGUGUAUUCAGACUUUAAUAUUGGAAGAUAAAGCGAAAAAGAAAGUAAUUGAAAUGAAAUAUAUGAAAAAUUUUCCAUUGAAAUCAUUAGAAGAAUUAACAGAAUUUGAAAAAUUAUUACAGGAGAAUAAAAUUGAUCAUAAUGCAUUGAUCAUGCAAGUAUCACGAGUAGGUGGAACAGAUAAUAAAUCUUUAACGCUGAAUAUUUUAAGAAAAACUAUAAGUGAUUCAGUCGCGACUAUAUUUAGUUAUGUUGGUGGAAAAUAAAACGUUCCUUCUUCGAUUUACGUUUACGCAGUAUUAUAUUUGGUGCUGUUCGAUUUUACUUCCCUGAAGCAACUGAAUUGGCUAUUUCAAUGCCUAUAAGGUCCUGGUUAAGACAUGCAACUGAACGCCGUAUAAAGAAACAAAACUUCAAUAAAACAAAUAUGGAACAAGAUGACCAAGCAGAUACUUCGUUGGAUUAAAUUGAAGUUUUUCAUAACGGUUAUAUAUAUAUAUAUAUAUAUAUAUAUAUAUAUAUGUGUGUAUAUAUAUAUGUAUAAUAUUUAAUAUAUACUUAUAUAUUUAGUUAAAAAUAACGACUACGUUUAGAGUGCAAAAAAAAAAACAACUUUGCAACCGUUGUAAAAUUCUUUGAUACGAUUAAUCCUUGCUCUUUCUGUCUAAAUGUAUAAUCAUUUAUAUUAAAGAAUUUUACAAUUGCAGAGCUGUUUCAUCCACUAAACGCGGCCAUUUUUUAUAUUUGAGCAGUGGUUCUAACUUCAGAUAUUUAUCUGAACUUGUGAAAUUGACAUUUAUUAUAUGCCAAAGAUAUUUCUUUUAUUUUAUUUUUAUUUAUUAGGGAUUAAAUAUGUAAUUAAUUAUUUAAAAAUAAUGUAGGAUUUUAAGAUGAACUUCAUGAUUCAUAGUAAUUAUCAUAUGUAUUGUAGGCCUGUUUUUUAUUGCUGAAGUAAUGCGCACUGCAUUAAAAAUAAUAUUUAGACAUGUUUGAAAUUUGAAGAAAGCAAGAAGGAAAAUCUAGUGCAAUGCAGCAAUAAAAAAACAAACCUCAUACAUACUAAAUUUUCUGAUAUAGUAUAAACGUUUCUCUUUUAUUACAACAAAUUUUUAUGUUUAAGUACGAUUUAUAAUAAAUAUUUUCUUAAAUUCUUAAUAUACAUACAUGCAUAUAUACUUAUAUCUUGGUUCCUGUGAAAUCUGAAUAUGUAACUAUUAUAUUUAAAAAUCUUACAACAAUGCAAAACUGUUUUUUACAUUGAACGCAGCCAUUUAUGUAUUAUUUUAUUUUAUUUUUCAUUGUUGCAAAUAAAAUAACUUUUUUAUUGAUGUA